Molecule: messenger RNA, 1058 nt
Organism: Lathyrus oleraceus (garden pea)
Lineage: Eukaryota; Viridiplantae; Streptophyta; Magnoliopsida; Fabales; Fabaceae
Product: enoyl-CoA delta isomerase 2, peroxisomal
Exons: 1
Coding region: 203-919 (238 amino acids)
Biological process (GO): fatty acid beta-oxidation
Cellular component (GO): peroxisome
Molecular function (GO): delta(3)-delta(2)-enoyl-CoA isomerase activity
Source: RefSeq, a predicted model, not a curated record
UCAACUUAGAUAGGCUUGUGGAAAAAACAAAAACGAUAAAGCAUGUUGUUCAUGCCAAUUGUUUUAUAGGAAUGUAGCUGAACUGAAAGAAUUGUGAUUCUGCUCCAAAUAUUGUGUUCACAUGUUUAUUAAAUAAUUAAUGUAUUUUUUCAUAUUAAAAAGUAAAAUAGGAUUAGAGGAAUGAAUAAGUGAGUAGUAGAAAAUGUGGAGUCUCGAGAAGCGUGACAACUUAUGGAUCCUGACUCUCACCGGCGACGACCAAAACCGCCUCAAUCCAACCCUAAUCGAUUCCCUUCUCUCAACCCUAACAAAUCUCGCUUCUCAAUCCACUCCCGGCUCCGUCCUCAUCACCACCGCCAAAGGCAAAUUCUUCUCCAACGGCUUCGACUUACCAUGGGCUCGCACCGCCGGCUCCAAAUCCGCCGCAAUGAAUCGCCUUCGUUCCAUGGUCGAGUCCUUUAAACCCGUCGCGGCGGCGCUGAUUUCUCUUCCUAUGCCAACCAUCGCCGCCAUCAACGGCCACGCCUCCGGCGUCGGAUUCUUGCUUGCGAUCUGCCACGACUAUGUCUUGAUGAGGAGUGACCAAGGCGUGUUGUACAUGCCGGAGGUGAAUCUCGCGCUGCCGAUGCCGGAUUACUUCGCUGCCGUGAUGAGAGACAAGAUCAAGACACCGGCGGUGCUGCGUGAUGUGUUGUUGGCCGGUGUUAAGAUCAAGGGGAAAGAGGCUGUUAAGAUGGGAAUCGUGGAUUCGGCGCAUGAUAGUGCAGAGAGUACGGUAGAGGCUGCUGUGCGCCUGGGGGAACAAUUGGCACAGAAGAAAUGGGUUGGGGAAGUGUAUGCAGAGAUAAGGAAGAGUUUGUAUCCUGAUUCGUGUGAGGUUUUGGGAUUGACUCCGAAAUCGCUCAUUUCGAAGAUUUGAAUUGAGUUUCAGAAUUCAAUUUUAUGCCAUUUUAUUAAGGAAUUUACUUGGAUUCUUUAAGAUUAUGUUUCAAUGCAUGUGAUGUGAGCUUGAAGAUUGUGUUAAUGAAAUCAUUGGAUUCAGAAUAAGUUUGAGGAAA